GUUGUCUAUAAACUCCAAGGUGUGCAAUCUUAAAUAUUAAUCAAUAUUUUGGCUUAAGGUGUGUAGUGUCCUGAUAGAGUGCAUCCCUAUCACUUGAUUUUUCUCUGCUACCAUCUCCAGGAAAACUGCUUAGAAAUAUGGAUUACAUAAGAAGAGUCAUUUUUGGUACUUUGCAUGAAUUAUGGCAGGCUUUGAAAAAACGUGCUGCAGCUGUGAUAAUUGCCAUGCUUCUGCCAGUAAUUUAUGAGUUUUUGUCAUUGACAACCUGCAAGCCUCUUAAUCAUGUUGAGAAUGGUUCAAUAGAGUGUGUCGGUAACUGGUACAACAACUCAGUUGGCGCUGUCUGUUCUUUCUCUUGCAAAAAAGGUUUUCAGUUGGUGGGAGCAGUGAAGACUACAUGCAAUGAAGAAGGAAACUGGACUAAUGGAUUACCAUCAUGUUUGAAAAUCUGUGAUGAACCUCCCAAAGUGUUACAUGGUGAAGUGGAAUGCAAUGGUACUGUGGUUGGCUCUGCAUGCAGAGUGAAAUGUGACAAAUCAAGAAAGACAGAUGGUGUUAAUUUGAUGUCAUGUGGGAAGAAUGGAAGGUGGUUGGAAACUGCUCCAACUUGUGUCUGUGCUAAUCCUUGUCGGACUGGUGAGAACUGUGAUAAAUUUUUAACAUGGCAAGAAUUUAAACAUUAUAUAAAUGAAGAUGGAGGAACAUCGUACUUAAAUUUUGGAGGCCAUCCAAUAAAAUGUGCUACACAUUAUAGUAUACGAAGGCUCAAAUUGGACUGGUUUUGCAGAUGUAUAGAUAUAACUUCUGGACAUGAGGUUAUGUGUAAACCGUAUGAAUCAAGAUAUGGUGCAUGCGAGCAUUCAAGUGCCGAACUCAUUCGUCAGAUGGUUGACAAAAAAGUUUAUCCGCCACCUUGUGACCCUCAUAGUCUUAUGACAGGCUGCUGAAUGAGGGCUUUUAUCAUCUAUCGCACGGGUGUGCAACCUUUAAAACAGGAGGGCCAGAUGCAAAUAACUGCGUGCAACCGCAGGCCGCACCUUCAUUUGGCCUCCUUGUAGUUGCAGGCAAAUUUCGUUUCGCAGCCUACACACCAUCCAAAAUUAGCGCUUAUCUUCGUGCCACACAAUUUUUCCUUGUGAGACGCAUUUGACCUACAGGCCGCACGUUGCACACCCCUUUUGCUUUCUGAAAAAUGAAAUUCCAUAUGGCAGUUAUUAACAUGUAUUAUCAUCUCCACUCUAUUGAAAUCUCGCCAUGUCCGAAGGUAAUAUUAGGUGAUUAGACCAAGGUGCUACAAAGCAAACUACCAAACAAUUCUACCAUAAAGUGAGUCAAAUUUAUUGAAUUGAAAAAAUGUACUUUGAAUCACCCCACAAAAUAACAUGCCAAGAGGCAUUUUUCAGGAAAUUCGCCAAAAAUUGUUUUCUGGAAAUCUAAUAAUGUAUAUUCUCUGGUCUAAUUAAAUGAACGGCUUUGCUUCUGUUGUGUCAA
Messenger RNA from Styela clava, 1491 nucleotides. Lineage: Eukaryota; Metazoa; Chordata; Ascidiacea; Stolidobranchia; Styelidae. The record is from RefSeq and is a predicted model, not a curated record.